This is a messenger RNA of Pogonomyrmex barbatus (red harvester ant), 612 nucleotides long. RefSeq names its product stromelysin-1-like. Gene Ontology annotation, cellular component: extracellular matrix. The record is from RefSeq and is a predicted model, not a curated record. NCBI's taxonomy places the organism in Eukaryota, Metazoa, Arthropoda, Insecta, Hymenoptera, Formicidae. Gene Ontology annotation, biological process: collagen catabolic process; proteolysis; extracellular matrix organization. Gene Ontology annotation, molecular function: zinc ion binding; metalloendopeptidase activity.
AUGACGCCCGCGCGCGGGAUCGCCGUGGUCGCGUGCGCGAUAGCCGUUGUCGCGGAGAUUCGCGACUCCACCGCCGAUAGCAACUUCACCGUCGAUAGCGACGAGGAGGCGAUUCGGUUUUUGCAAACCUACAGAUACCUGGAUGGCGAUAAUGUGCAAACGAUCUCCGAUAACGCGACGUUGGCUCUGAGACACGCGAUCGCGCUUUUCCAGGAGUAUUACCGUAUAUCUGGUGAUGGUGUUCUUAACGAAGCUACAUUGGAACAGAUGCGUAAACCGCGAUGCGGCGCCAAAGAUAUAUCGAGUAACUUGGAAAAAUCUCCGAGGAAAUGGGCGAAGACGCAUUUCGCUUGGAACUUUCACCUGUUGCUGGACGGACCAGGAAACGUGCUAGCUCACGCUUUUUUACCAUCGUCCGAAGUGUCGGAGGUGCACGUGGAUAACGCGGAGAAGUGGCACAUCGAGCUGACCGUUAAUCCUGACGAUACGAUUCAUCUGCUACAUACAUUGACGCACGAGAUCGGCCACGCGUUAGAAUUACAUCACAGUCCUCAGAAAAAUACGAUAAUGUACGCCUUCGUCCCUUCUAAGACCUUUCCUGCGAUUGAGUGA